CGUCGAAUACACUGCUUCAUAAAACCAAUUGGCAACUUUGUGCUUUCUUCGGAUAAAUUAAAAAAAAUUGUGAAAUUAUUUCUAGAAUUUGAUAACUUAUUUUAAAGUGAUAAUUUUUUUAUCGUUUAAAAAUAUCAUUUGUUUUAAUUUGCAAAAAUGAGUGAUGUUGAUCAUGAAGUUGGUGCCAUUCGCUUUAUCGUUGAUUCUCCUCUAAGCGAUAAAGUAGCCAAAUUCAAUAAAGUUGUGAACAAACACUUAGAAGCCCAAGCUCUUAAUCCAUUCUCUCAAACCGACGGUAGAAAAUCACCUAGACCAGUAUUUUCGAAGGAAGAAUAUGGCCGCCCAGCUGCUGGAAGUUUAUCAGAAGCACGAAGUGCAAAAGCAUCUCUUCACAUAUGCCGCGAAAUGUUAGAACUUUGCACAAUUAUAAAUGACAAUGGCAUUGCCCUAGGCGAAAAUCACCCACAUGCCCCUGGAGGAUCAGUUAUAUUAUUUGGAGAACUAUUCAAUAUAUACACAUACAUCUCAGAUAAACUUGUGGGCAUGUUAUUGCGAGCUCGAAAACACAAAUUGAUCGAUUUCGAAGGAGAAGUAUUAUUUCAGAGGAGAGAUGACGAGGUACCAAUAUUUUUACUCAAACCCAUGAAUGAAAUCAAAGAAAUUUUCAAGGACAAAGAAUCUGACAUACGAAGAUCAAUCAGCCCAAAUCCACAAACUAUAGAAAGUUAAUUAUACAAUAAUCAAAAUUUAAAAAAAAUUAUAGGUAUAAUUGAAACAUGUGCUCACACUUAUGAUCGUUAAGCACAAUCGACCAAAGAAAUUAUGUGUAAUU
This is a messenger RNA of Ctenocephalides felis (cat flea), 832 nucleotides long. Its product is annotated as actin-binding Rho-activating protein-like. Bases 157 to 729 code for a protein of 190 amino acids. The transcript has 5 exons. Gene Ontology annotation, molecular function: actin binding. Lineage: Eukaryota; Metazoa; Arthropoda; Insecta; Siphonaptera; Pulicidae. The record is from RefSeq and is a predicted model, not a curated record. Gene Ontology annotation, biological process: positive regulation of Rho protein signal transduction.